AUAAAGAAUGUCAGUCAGACCGAUUACUGAUGCUGAAGUUGCAAGAGCAUAUGGACAGCCAUGGUCCACAUACACUGGGAUCUUCUUCUCUAUGCAAGGAGUUCUUGCAUAUAUGAAUAUGAACAAGAUAACUGCAGCUGAUAAUUUUUUCACAAAGAAAGGGCAAUUCCCAAGAUUUCUGUUUCUAACAGUUGGAGGAUACUAUGCUGGAAAAUAUAUUGUCCAAUACUUUGCAGGAGAUCAUGAAUUGAUGAGACUGCAUAAGACUCAUCUGUUGGAUAAAAGCUAUAAUGUCCAUGAGCAAUAAACUUCCUUGUAGUC
This is a messenger RNA of Moneuplotes crassus, 321 nucleotides long. The record is from the annotation of a GenBank genome assembly. Lineage: Eukaryota; Ciliophora; Spirotrichea; Euplotida; Euplotidae.